This is a messenger RNA of Cricetulus griseus (Chinese hamster), 1929 nucleotides long. Lineage: Eukaryota; Metazoa; Chordata; Mammalia; Rodentia; Cricetidae. The record is from RefSeq and is a predicted model, not a curated record.
GUAUGGCCAUCAGGACAAUUCAAAGGUCCGUCGGAAGUUGGAGCUGGAAGCCACUGUGGCCCGCCUGCGUGCAGAGAGCCAAAAGCUAGACCAGAGCCUGGAGCUGAUGGAUCAAGAGACUGAGGCUCAGGACAUGACUAUAGCACAGACACUGCAGAGCCUGAAAGAAACCCAGCAUCGAACGCUUCUCCUCCAGGCCAAAGGCAGGGCUGUGCAAAGGCAGCAGUGUGGGCUGCAAGGUCCCAUGAAGAGGCUACAGAAUCAGCUCAGUCACCUGCAGGACAUGCAAAGGAAAGCCAAAGUGGACGUAGCCUUUGGACCUCCUGUGUCAGCAGCACCAGCACUAGAGCCUGGGGUGUUGUGUGAUGUCCAGACAGCCUGCUCCCUCCGGACCCAGUUCUUCCAGAACCUUCUCAUUCCCCAGGCCAGGGGAGGCAGCAUCCUCCCUCAGGAUGAUGACCACUUCAGAAGUUCCCAUCAGCAGUGGCUGAGCUCAGUUGAGACCCUGCUGACAAACCACCCUGCAGGCCACAUCCUGGCUGCCUUGAAGUACCUGGCUGCAGAGCGGGAGAAAGAGAUCUGGUCCCUGUGUAGUGGGGAUGGGCUCAAAGAAGAGGCGCCGUCCAGCCCCCAGGCGCCAGAGCCAUCAAGCUCCCGCCAGGCCCUGCCACCCGUUGUUCAUCUCAUCCAGGAGGGCUGGCAGGCCAUAGGUGCACUAUAUACCGAGAGGAAUGUCCUCCUGGAGGAGCAUCAAGCCCUGACUGGCCGCCUCCAGAGCCUGGUGGAGGAGGUGGUGGGAAGACAUGCUCCGGGGUCCAGUGAGAGGAAAGCACUGCUGCUGGGGCUUAAGUGCAGUGGCCGGAAGGCAGAGCUCACGUCUCUUCGUGCCCAGUGCCAGGAACUGAAGAAUGCGGUUGGGUCCCGGAAACUUCUGCUUCGAGAGCUGCAGGCCAAGCAGCAGCAGAUCUUGCGGUCAAAUCAGCUGGUGGAGGAGACCCAGGAACGGAUCCGCCUGCUCAUCAAGGAUAACUCGGUCAGCAAGACCCGCCUGAGCCAGGGCCCAGAGGAGGUGCUGGCUCUGAUGCAGCAGAAGGUCGUUCCCACCUCAGAGGCGGUGGCACCCCAGAGCCAGGAACUGCUCCACUGCUUAAAGAAAGAAGCCCAACACCUUCCCCACAUUCAGCUGGGCCCCCUGCUGAGGUACCAUGCCAAAGGUCUGAAGCCGCUAUCCAAGAGCCUACCGUCCAUCCAGCAGCUGCACCCCGCUACCCCAAGGAGUUGCAGCCACAUCUUGCUGAGCCAUACGCUGGGGCUGCCUGUAGGGAAAGCACCCGAGCUACUACUUCCAAAGGCUGCCUCUCUCCGCCAAGAUCUUCUGUUUCUCCAAGACCAGCGGGAUCUCCAAAGAGGAAAUCUUCACGUGAAGACCAGUCUGCCUCUGGGACCAUCCACCCAGGAGCUGCUGCAGAUCAAGGCGUCCCAAGAAAAGGAGCAGAAGGAGGACAUGGGGCAGACCCUGAAGAAACUGGAGGACCUGGUGACACAGUCGCUGGAGCAGAUCCCCAAGCUGCAGUGGCGUGGGGACUGGUGGGAGCAGCCAGGCCAAGCCACCCUCUCUGGGGAGCCCUGCCAGGGCCUGUCUCUGCCCCAAUGGCCUCUACGCUGGGCCCAGGCCUGCAGAGCACUGCAGCAGCCCAACAAAUGAAGAGGCGGCUAGGAGCAGAGUCAAGAAUCGCAACUUAGCCCAGUGGUGUGAGCCCAUCGUCUCUCCUCAGGAAGCUAAGGAAAGAGGACUGCUGUUGAUUUCUACCCAGCCUGGGCUACACAACCAGUUCCAGGACAGCCUGGGCAACAUAAGACCCAAUUUCAAAAAUAAAUAGUACUUAACCCCCAAAUCACCUCCCUCACUAAAGCAUUUGAAAGAAAGUA